This is a messenger RNA of Anopheles nili, 688 nucleotides long. RefSeq names its product endocuticle structural glycoprotein ABD-4-like. Gene Ontology annotation, molecular function: structural constituent of chitin-based larval cuticle. Lineage: Eukaryota; Metazoa; Arthropoda; Insecta; Diptera; Culicidae. Gene Ontology annotation, cellular component: chitin-based extracellular matrix. Bases 84 to 485 code for a protein of 133 amino acids. The record is from RefSeq and is a predicted model, not a curated record. The transcript has 3 exons.
UAUCAGCUACCGUUUGGCCCGACCGAGUGCCCAAGCCCCGUGGACAGUGCCAAAGCUGCAGUCUGGGAAAUUACCGCCCCAUCAUGAAGUGUGAAAUCGUCCUUCUGCUCGCGUGCGCCACCGCCACCCUGGCCGCCCCCCAACGAUCAGACGCCGAGGCCGAAAUCAUCGCGCAAGACAACAACAUCGAACCGGACGGAACCUACCAGUACAGUUACGAAACGGCGAACGGUAUCCGAGGUCAGGAAACGGGAACGCUCAAGCGAGCCAACACUCCCGACACGAGUGACGUAAUCGUAGCGGCUGGUUCUAUCAGCUACACCGCACCCGAUGGCAGUUUGGUCGAGUUGAGCUACACCGCGGACGAUGAGAAUGGAUUCCAGCCGUCUGGUGCGCACCUUCCCACACCGCCCCCGAUUCCACCCCAGAUCCAGAAGGCGCUUGACUACUUGGCCAGUCUGCCACCGUCGAAUCAGCGGCGCUAGUGUGCUUUGCUCCUGCGAUCAUCGGAAAAACCGCCGGCCAAAUACUCAGCGCCAGCCGUCAGCCGUUGGGCGGGUUCGGUUGCGCGAGAGAUACAUGAAACACACCCACCGACACACGCACACGUACACGAGGGUAAUGGGGGUCGUCCUGCUCGGGGGUUUUGGGAGGACGAUGAGUUUCAAACGCGUAAUAAAGCACGCAC